Messenger RNA from Lolium perenne, 995 nucleotides. RefSeq lists its product as uncharacterized. The record is from RefSeq and is a predicted model, not a curated record. NCBI's taxonomy places the organism in Eukaryota, Viridiplantae, Streptophyta, Magnoliopsida, Poales, Poaceae.
AGGUAUAAUAGCUGCACCCCCAUGGGGCUCUCACAAGCGUUUGGAUUUUUGGCCGUCCGAUCGAGCUGACGUGGCGCGAUCUCGGCCGGCCGUUCCGUCCAGGGCGCGAGGCCCUCGCGCGGAUCCACGUUUUAUCCAUGGGUCGCUAAAAAGCCCACCCUACCCGGCCACGGUCGGCAAAGCCUAGCCGUCUCUCCCAAUCCCCGCGCGUGACUCUCCCCCAAUCCUGUGCCUCCACCGCGUUCCUCUCUGAAAUCACCGGCGCGGGCGACAGGCGGCGCGGCCAACCUCCGGAAGGGCCCGACGGUGCUGGCAAGGAGCGGCGCGGCCGGUCUCCGUAGGGACGACGCGGGUUGGCCUGCCAGAGCAGCGGGGCGACCUCCACAAGGGCUGGCAAGGAGUAGUGCAGCCGAUGGAGGCGUGCGGGAAUAGUGCCGCUGAUGGCGUGUGUGAGGGCGUGCGGGAGCUCGUGCGGCAGCCGGCCAGGCUCCCUCUCCUCCACCCCUCCUUUCCCCCUUGGCCGGAGCAGAAGAAGGCAGCAGGGCCUCCACCGUGCCCCUCCCUACUCGCCCGAUCUGCUCGGCGUGGAGUCCCCGACCAAGCCCCUCUCCAUUAUCCUCUUGCUUGAGGUUGCCAAGGUCGUUCUCGUCCUUGACAACUGCGAGCACGGCAAGGUUGUCUUCUUCCCAGGAUUUCUGCAUCGGUUGGCUGCGGCUGCUCUGGUCGAUCUGUUGUCUGACUGCGUUCUUGGCGAGUCCCCUGUUUCGGCUAUCUCUGCAUUCUUGUCCACGCCUAUAUGAAUUAGUAUAUAGUCGGUUAGCUCUUUCCGUGUUUUGCCUUCCAUAUAUGCUGCAGAAGUAUGGUGGCUCGUAAUAGUAAUAGUAGCCUUAAGAUUUCACGGACAGAUGUGUAUAGAUGCUGCAAGCCAACGAUUUUACAAGUCUGGGCAUGUCAAACAUUGGUUAAUUUUUAAAUGGAAAAAUAUGUUUACUUAA